AUGUUUCACAGGCACAUGGUUUAUGCAGCUCAAAAUAACUUGGGACCUGUGAGCUGACAAAUGCUCUGGCUCCGGUGGUGACAGCUUCUUACAGCCAUCUUCACUGAAACUAAGGUUAACUCCUCACUCUCUAUGGACGACUACUCUCGAUUUCCAAGGGCGUGAAGAAUUUUCUUUUUCUCCUGUGCUUUCAUCUGAAAGUUCUCCUUGGAUAAUUAUCAUCACAGUGGAUUGCCUGGGUUGGACAUCCUCAUCUGGGUCAACUAAAAAAAGAAAGCAUGCAAGACGACAGCAUAGAAGCUUCCACUUCCAUAUCUCAGCUUCUAAGAGAGAGCUAUUUAGCAGAAACUAGACACCGGGGAAACAAUGAGAGAAGUCGAGCAGAACCGUCCUCCAACCCUUUCCAUUUUGGCAAUCCUUCUGGAGCUGCUGAAGGAGGAGGAGGCCAAGAUGACCUUCCAGAUCUUUCAGCCUUCCUGAGCCAAGAAGAAUUAGAUGAAAGUGUCAAUCUGGCAAGACUGGCCAUCAAUCACGACCCUUUGGAGAAAGCAGAUGAAGCUCAAACCAGAAAACGUCUUUCAUCUGAUCAAAUGAAACACUCACCUAAAUCAAGUUUUGACCCCAACUUCUGUCAGGAUAACUCUCGAGGUCCUACCAGCUCUAAAGAGAGUCCCCAUGAGGCAAAAAGGCCACAGUAUAGCUCUGAAACCCAGUCCAAAAAAGUAUUCUUAAAUAAAGCUGCCGAUUUCAUUGAAGAGCUGUCCUCCCUUUUCAAAGCCCAUAGCUCCAAAAGGAUUAGACCUCGUGCCUGCAAAAACCACAAGAGUAAACUGGAAUCUCAAAACAAACUUACGCAGGAAAAUAGCUCCAGUUUGUCAGAUAUCUCAGAAAGAAGAGAAAGAUCUUCUGUUCCCAUCCCUAUCCCUGCAGAUACUAGGGAUAAUGAAGUGAAUCAUGCCCUUGAAAGGCAGGAAGCUAAGAGGCGCGAAGCUGAGCAGGCUGCCAGUGAGGCCGCUGGUGGAGACACCACUCCAGGCUCUUCACCUUCAUCUUUGUAUUAUGAAGAACCUCUGGGGCAACCUCCUCGGUUCACUCAAAAGUUACGGAGCAGAGAAGUUCCAGAAGGAACCAGAGUACAGUUGGAUUGCAUAGUGGUAGGAAUUCCACCACCCCAAGUAAGGUGGUACUGUGAAGGAAAGGAGCUUGAAAAUUCCCCAGACAUUCAUAUUGUCCAGGCAGGAAAUCUGCACUCAUUGACCAUUGCUGAAGCCUUUGAAGAAGACACAGGACGCUAUUCCUGCUUUGCUUCUAACAUCUAUGGGACAGAUUCAACCUCUGCUGAGAUUUAUAUAGAAGGGGUUUCUUCUUCUGACUCAGAAGGGGACCCUAACAAGGAAGAGAUGAAUCGAAUCCAGAAGCCAAAAGAGGUAUCAUCUACUCCCACUACUUCUGCAGCCAUUCCUUCAGCAGCACCCCAAGCCCAGCAUGUGGUGGCCCAGCCCAGGGUGUCAGCCAUCCAACAGUGUCAGAGCCCUACCAACUAUCUGCAAGGAUUGGAUGGAAAACCUAUCAUUGCAGCUCCUGUGUUUACAAAGAUGUUACAGAAUUUAUCAGCCUCUGAAGGUCAGCUGGUGGUCUUUGAAUGCAGAGUAAAAGGAGCUCCAUCUCCUAAAGUUGAGUGGUAUAGAGAAGGGACCUUGAUAGAAGAUUCUCCAGAUUUCAGAAUUUUACAGAAAAAACCUCGAUCCAUGGCAGAACCAGAGGAGAUUUGUACUUUGGUCAUUGCUGAGGUGUUUGCAGAAGACUCUGGGUGCUUCACAUGUACAGCAAGCAACAAAUACGGCACGGUGUCAAGCAUUGCACAGCUCGAUGUAAGAGGAAAUGAAGACCUCAGAAAUAAUGGGUCUCUUCACUCGGCCAAUUCCACCACCAACCUGGCUGUUACUGAGCAACAGCCAUCCCCACCCAACCCAGAGCCCCCUUCUGUGGAACAAGCCCCUAAACCCAAACUUGAAGGAGUUCUGGUGAACCACAAUGAGCCCCGGUCCAGCUCAAGGAUUGGGCUCCGUGUGCACUUCAACCUGCCAGAAGAUGACAAAGGAAGUGAAGCAUCUUCUGAGGAGGGUGUGGUGACCACCAAGCAGACCAGGCCCGAUUCUUUCCCGGAAAGAUUCAAUGGACAGGCAGCAAAAAUCCCUGAGCCUUCUUCACCCAUCAAAGAACCCCCUCCAGUUCUGGCCAAACCCAAACUUGAUUCCAGUCAGCUACAACAGCUUCACAACCAAGUCCUACUGGAACAACAGCAGCUGCAAAACCCAUCUCCUUCCUCUCCUAAGGAGUUUCCUUUCAACAUGAGUGUUUUGAACUCCACUGCUUCCCCGGCGGUGACGAUGCCCAGCAAGCAGGUGAAGGCUCCUUCAUCACAGACAUUCAGCUUGGCUCGGCCAAAGCAUUUCUUCCCCUCUCCAAACACCACCGCAGCAACUGUGUCCCCUUCCAGUUCUCCAGUGUUCACCCUGAGCAGCGCUCCUCAAACCAUUCAGAGGACAGUGAGCAAAGAGAGCCUCUUGGUUUCUCAGCCCUCCGUGCCAAACAAAUCUCUAGGAGGAGUUUCCGUCCCAAAUGAGCCACCCCCUCUAGUUCCAGUAGAGCCAGCACCAGCGCCACUCACGUUUGCCAUCUCCAGUGGACACCAGUUUCAGCCCCGCUGUGUUUCCCCAGCUCCUGUUUCUCCCACCAGCCGGAUUCAGAACCCCGUGGCUUUCCUCAGCUCUGUUCUGCCUUCUCUCCCUGCCAUCCCUCCCACCAAUGCCAUGGGGCUGCCCAGAAGUGCACCAUCUGUGCCAUCCCAGGGACUAAUGAAGAAAAACACAAAGUCUCCCCAACCGGUGAAUGAUGAUUACGUUCGUGAAACUAAGAAUGCGGUCAUUCAAGACUUGGGGAAAAAAAUGAAUUUCAGUGAUGCCAGAUCAAACCAGCAGGAGUACAAAAUUUCAAGCUUUGAGCAGAGGCUGAUGAAUGAAAUAGAGUUUCGCUUGGAACGUACCCCUGUUGAUGAAUCAGAUGAUGAAAUCCAACAUGACGAAAUCCCCACGGGCAAGUGUAUUGCUCCCAUCUUUGACAAAAGACUCAAGCAUUUCCGGGUUACAGAAGGCUCUCCAGUGACAUUUACCUGCAAAAUUGUUGGAAUACCUGUUCCAAAGGUUUACUGGUUCAAAGAUGGGAAGCAGAUUUCAAAGAGAAAUGAGCACUGCAAAAUGAGGCGAGAAGGAGAUGGGACGUGCUCUCUGCACAUCGACUCCACCACUGGUGAUGAUGACGGCAACUACACUAUCAUGGCUGCCAACCCCCAGGGACGAAUCAGCUGUUCUGGCCACUUGAUGGUACAAAGUUUGCCCAUUCGCAGUCGACUAACAUCUGCUGGUCAGUCUCACAGAGGAAGGUCCCGAGCACAAGAGAGAGACAAAGAGCCCCUACAGGAACGCUUUUUCCGACCACAUUUCCUGCAGGCUCCUGGGGAUAUGGUAGCUCAUGAGGGGCGCCUCUGUCGGCUGGACUGUAAGGUGAGUGGCUUACCACCCCCAGAGCUGACGUGGCUGCUCAAUGGCCAACCGGUGCUACCAGAUGCCUCCCACAAGAUGUUGGUCAGAGAGACUGGAGUCCACUCUCUGCUCAUUGACCCGCUCACUCAACGUGACGCAGGGACCUAUACAUGCAUUGCUACCAACAAAACCGGACAGAAUUCCUUUAGUCUGGAGCUCACCGUAGUAGCCAAAGAAGUGAAGAAAGCACCUGUGAUCCUGGAGAAAUUGCAGAACAGUGGAGUUCCCGAAGGCCACCCAGUGAGGCUGGAGUGCCGGGUGAUAGGCAUGCCACCACCUGUGUUCUUCUGGAAGAAGGACAAUGAGACCAUCCCUUUCACCCGAGAAAGGAUCAGUAUGCACCAGGACACAACAGGGUAUGUCUGCCUCCUCAUUCAGCCAGCCAAGAAAUCCGACGCUGGAUGGUACACGUUGUCAGCCAAGAAUGAAGCUGGCAUUGUGUCGUGCACUGCGAGGCUGGAUAUAUAUGCUCAGUGGCACCAGCAGAUCCCACCGCCCAUGUCGGUCCGGCCCACUGGCAGUCGCUACGGAUCUCUCACCAGUAAAGGACUUGACAUUUUCUCUGCCUUCUCCUCCAUGGAAAGCACAAUGGUGUAUUCAUGUUCUUCUCGGAGUGUAGUGGAGAGUGACGAACUUUAGGAAUGUCUGGGUGCUGGCUGUGUAAGGGGGCAGACUGUGGAGGGGAAGGAGGACAAGCCAGACACAGCGGUUUCCAAGCAACUGGAUUUGAGUGAGUUCCCAUGCUGCUGGACCCCUAGCAAGAAGUGCUUCGAAUAAGUCAGCUGGGGACUCUUGCUGUCUCAGCUAGGGGAAAGAUGUAGGGCUGUGCCUUUUAAAGAUUCCAACAAAAAUGUGAGAAGACGAUAACAGAUGAACCAAAGAUGUCAUGAAGUCAUCCACUGCUUUGGGAAAAAGCUAGCAUGCUCCCCUGUCCCCUGCUAUGUUAGGGAUAUUUAGGCCCUAUUAGGAGUAAUAAGGGGCCAUAUGUUUGGGCUGAAAGGAGUUAAACAGUAGUGACCUUAGGAAUCACUAACUCACCAAACAACGUAAAGGAAAAAGGUGGGGAGGUCUCCAUUACCUUUCAUCAGUUAAAUCCAUAGCAGUAGUUUUGAUGGAUUCAUUUAAUCAGCUUCUACUUAGCCUUAAGAGAUUGUGCCAUACAACUCACAGAUGUGGAGAAGCACUUUUGAUUUACUUAUCCUGAGUGUACUGAGCCACGUAUUAAGGUGCCAAAAUGUGCUUGAGAUACCAAAAAAUUCACUGAAACCCUCAAUAUUGCACAACGCACUUGUUCGAUAGCCAAAACAAGGCCCCAUUAGCCUGUCUGCAUCAUUUUCUUUUGGAUAUAAUGGCGAGUGGUUUUGCUUUCUGACUUUAUACAUCCCCAAAUUCUAGAACGAAAAGGUUGCUAGUAAACCAACCAAAAAGAAAGCUUCUAUGGGGUCACUUUUAAAGCUACUAGCUUCAAUUGCCGCUUGCAAAAUAUGUGAGAGUCAUCAUCAUCUGCCCCUCUUGUCUCCCCAAAGGCUGGAAGUGUAUGAGGCAGUGAGGGAGGAAGGGAUGCCAACAAGGAAAGGAAGUGAUGGGAGAGUGUUGUUUUUCACUUGCCCUAGAAGAGCAGUGGAUGUGGAAGGAGACAUCUUUAAUAGGUAUGAACUGUGUUUCAGAUAAUUUGCAUUUUCUAUAUGGAAAACAUCAUGCUAAAAAAAAAAUCAUGCUAACCAGGAAAGUGGGAGGAAAGGGGAAUAUGCAUCUUUGUUCUAACCCACCUAUUCAAAACUUGCCUCUUAAGCAAUUUUUAGAACUAAAUUCACUACGAUUAUCCCCAGUGCCUAGAAGAGUGCUUAGCACCGCAUAGACAUUCAAUAGAUAUUUGUUGGAUAAAUGAAUCUUAUAUUAGAUAGAGAAAUCUGCAAUUCACACAGCAAUCCAAAAACUGCCCUGGGAAUGGUCAUCACAGCACAGCUUGCUCCAUACUCCCCUGUGAAAUGAAUUGGAGGUGUCUGUUAUCAAUUCCUGGUGCACAGGUGUCUGGUGUUCUCUGAGCCAGGCACCCUCAGCUGGUAUCUAACUCCAAUGAACAAAUAGUAGUUGUUUAGAAAGGUUUGAAAUUUUCUUCACUUCAAGGCAAGGACUACCAGUAUAAAAAUAAAUACAUUCACUCAAAAAAAGCAUUUGUGUGUCUACUCUGUAUAAGAUGCUAUGCUAGAGACUUUUAUGAAUAAGACACAGUCCCUGACCUCAGGGAGCUUACAAUCUAGUAGGGGAGGUAAGAUGUAAGGCAUAAAGAGUGCUGCUUUGGGGGGAAAAAAAUCUAUUCUUUAUCAAAUAGAAGUUUCUAGUUCUCUUCACCCUAUAUUUUUUAUGACUCUAAAAUCAUCUUAAUAUUUUCAAUCUUUAUUUCUUAAUGAAACAAAUGCCACAGGUUACAUCAUUAAGAAAUAAAGUUUUCAGUCAAUUAUUCAGUGAAAUUAUUAGAUUUUUGUUUUCUUUUUUCAUGUAUUCAGGAGCAAUACUAAAAAUACAGGCAACUGUAAUGACAGCAUACGUUUCAUGCAGAAUGCAUCCUAUAAAAUAUUGUUUCCGGGUUGGCUUCUAUUAUGAAAUCUCUUCUACCCAAAGAGGACUUUCUAACUCCAGGAUUGUUCCUUCUCAAUCAUUCACCUGACCUUCCUAUCACAUCUACUUCUGUAAACCCUAAGGAGUUCUCCUAUGAAAGGAUAUUUUUCACCUCUCUAUGUCUUAGCUUUCUAAAUACUUUUAUCUGUUGCCUUUUAGUGUUCACCAGAGAAUUAGGAUGAGUAUUAUACUUGACCACUGGAUGGCGCUGUCUAACCUAAAAUAUAAGAAACCUAAAAAUUCCUGAAAUUGGAGACACUGGAUUAUGUCAAUGCAGGGUUUCUGAACCUCAGAAUUACUGACCUUGUGGGGUGGAUUGUUCUUCAUUGCAGGGGCUGUCCUGAAAAGUGCAGGAUGUUUGGUAACAUCACUGGCCUCUAACUGGAUGUCAGUAGAAUUAGCAGCUGAUCCCCACGUUGUGGCUACCCAAAAUGUCUCCAGACAAUGCCAUAUGCUUCCUACGAGGCAGAGUCCUUCACUGUGUUGAACAAAUCAGUUCCCUGCUUUGAGAAUUCCAUUAGAAGUCAAUUAUAAUGAGGGAUACGUAUAUAAGAAAUUUUGGUUUGGCUGGAUAUGUUUGGACUCAACAUGUCCCAAAUCAGAUUCAUCAUCUUCCCUUUCAUAAAUCAUUCUUCAGCCUCGCUUAAUGAUUUCUACUAAUGGCACCAUCACAUUCCUAGCGAUCCAGAUAAAAAGCAUCCAAGUCAUUUUUUGCUUCCUCUCGCCAAUCGAUCAACAGAUCCCAUUAAUUCUAUUAUUUCUUCUACAUUCAGCCCUUCUUUUCCAUCCCCCUGCAGUUCUCCAGUUCAGACUUGCAUUACUUUAUUAAUUUCCCUCAAUAUUUCUGAUUUCAACCAUAACAAAGGACUUCUAAGUGGCCUUUCUGCCUCUGUUUCUGCCAUUUCUCCCAUUCAAAUCCAGCCCAGAUCUCAGUGUCAGCUCUUUCUUCCUGAAGUACUGCUCUACUCAUACUCUUCCCCAAUUUCAAACCCCCAGUGGCUCCCUGGAGCCAAUCAGGUACCCCCUCUUCUGCCCUGAUGUAUUCAAGGCUUGUUCCAAUAUGAUGCCAAAACUUUUCAACCCAGUCCUCAGAAAACACACCCAAUAUGGCAGCAAACCUAACAUAGACCCCUGCUUUCCAGCACAAUGCCUCUCUGUCACUUCUGCCUUGGAAGACUCUCUCUCCCCAGCCUCUACCCAUGGCAAUCUUAUCUGUUCCUUAAAGCCCAUCUAAAAAUGCCACUGCCUCUGGGAACUAUUUUCUGAUCCCCCAGGCCCCACCCAAAUACAUUGUACUUUCUUGGAAAACUUAUAGCAAGUUUCUUGAAUCUGGAAGAAGAAAAGAUGGCCUUGUGUAGUAUUUUAUAUACCUGCCUGUCCCCUCUGCUUGCACUAGCCAGCUUGCCCACACUAGGUUUUAGCUACUGUUGGUAUGGACUGUGUCAAAGUUUGUCAUGUACCUUAUACAGAGUAGGCACUCGAUAAAUAUUCAUUGACCUAAACUGAACUUCAAAUUUCUAUGUACGUCAGUAUGUUCCCAUAUAAAGCAAACUGAGACUAGAGCAGUGGUUCUUAACCUGGGCUGCAUAUUGGAAUCUCCUGAAGAGCUUUUAAAAAUCUUGAUACCCAGGCCACAACCCCAAAUCAGUUAAGUCAUAAGCUCCGGAAUUGUGGCAUAAGCAUCAGGAUUUAUGAAAGCUUCCCAGGUGAAUCCAAAGAGCAGCCGCAUCUACGGAGAGUAAUUUCAGAACUUACCCAGAAAGGUCCAAGGGGAUGCAGAGAGCAUAAAGCUGUAGUUUGGGCACCUGGCGAAGAAUAUAUUCCCCUUUGUGGUACAUGCAAUGCAUGCCUAGAAAGUAGAAAUAAACACACACUUUGGCCUUAUUGGACCCUCCUAUUUUGUGCAACACUCAUUAGACAUGUAGCAUUCAUAAAGCCCCCAGAGGAAGCUCAAAACCUGCAAAAAUGGACCAGGGAAGGAGAGAAAGUUGAUGCAAUUUGUCUGGUCCUUUGUUUCUAAAAGUCACACAGGUCCCAUAAGCACUCUCCUCUCCAAACAAUUUGAAGGGCUUUUAUUAAUUUGAUUAGUUGUGGAAAUGGGGAUCAAUACACCCUUCUCUUUUUAUUCCUCACUUAAUUUUUGUAAGCAUUCAAUGAGAAAUUGAAUAGUUGAGAGACCAGCAGUAGAUAGAGCUAGAGCUCUGGAUGAAACGAACCACGGAGAAUAAUGCCUAUAGGAGUCAAAAGCUGACUUUUAUAGGGACAGGUUAGUUUGAAUAAUCCUCAAAUGACAAAUGGGUUGCUUUCCAGAUGUUCACUUGUAAACUGGUUGUUUAAAACUCAGAAUAUAUUUCCUUACACCCAAAACACAAUGCUAGAUUCCCAAGUGAACUCAGUAAACCCAAUUUAAUUCAUUACUGAGUUACAAUAUCUAUUACACCUGAUUGGGUGAUGGUCCCAAGAACAGGAUCCAGGCAAAGCAGCUCAUAACAUGAGAAGAGAGACUACUUCCUCCUUUUUUGUGUCUAUCAUGUGGUCUAAGGUCCUUUGCAUCUAUCCCCCAUUCUGUGUUUUUCUCCCCAGAUGCCCUGUGCUCCAUGUCCUAUAACCCCCCUCUGUGGUAACCCAUCCCAUCUCAGCCUGUCGGCAUGCUGCAUGCUCCAAAAUGACCUAACUCCAGUUCCAGGCAUCUCAGGCCGAUGGUCAGAAGAAAGCAGUCCAACUGAACGAAUUCUGAUUACCUGAGGGUCUUUUAACUUCAUAGAGGGGCUGCAUUCUUUUUAAGCAGUUGCCUUCUUACUCCCAUCAACUUCUAAUUGACAGAAUUGCUGACAAAGUAAAAAAAAAAAAAAAAAAAUAACUCAGAUUGGGAGGGGAGGUCUAGAAUACUAACCGGGUCAGACAUCCAAAUUCUUGUUGAUCAAAACCUCCUCCUGUCUUCUUCCUCCCCACACACUCCCAAAGUAACUUCCAAGCUGAGAUCCUAGCCUGAGUCUGUAUUUGGGCUAUUUAUGAAUUGGUUGUAAACUCAAAGGCAAAGUUCCUAAUAAUGACCUUUAUUCAAGGUCCCUUCCAGGGUCCUUGGGUAACCUGGCCUCAAAGUAUUUCUGCUGAUGGUUGAGUAGAAAAUCAAUGUGCCUUACCAGUAAGACUAACAGUUACUUCAAUUAACAAGAAGCUUUUUGAAGUCCUUUUCACCACUAAUUGCCUUUUCUUGUUUUACGUGGAUCAAGAUUUUAGAAAGUUAAUUACUGAAACACUGCUUGAAGAAUGCCAAACAUCUUCUAAACUUUGACAAUGCAGUGGUCAUCACUAUGCUAAAAAAAGUUGCUAAUACCAUGUUUUUAAAAAUCUGUACAGUGCAAAAAAAAUGCAUAUUUGUUGAAAUUAUGUUUGCCUCCUAUUUCUAAUUAUAUUAGCUAGCACACUUGGUAUUAUAGAAUGAUAAACAGGCUGCCUUUUGUUAAUAUGUAAACAAUGGCCACCUCAAACUCCAAAAAGCAGUAGCCUUGAAAUUGCAAGAAAUAGAGAAAGAACACACUUUCAGUCCUCUGAGAAUUGGGCCAAAAAUGCUGAGAGUAAGCAUAAAGAGAAUGUCUGUAGUGUAGAGGCAUAAAAAUACUAAUUUACUAGAAGAUUUUAACAUAUGAGUAAAUAGAAAAUGUUUCCCUAACAAUAAAAACUAAAAGAGUUCAACACUAUUUGACAACAAAUAUUCUAAGGUCGAAGUAAAUGCAUAUUUUUCUUUAAAAUGAAGAAAACAGUUCUAGUUUCCAGGUUUAAACUUUGUGAUGGUGAUUCAACCAAUUUUUUAAUGUAUAAGUAUAUUUGACACUUGGAAGUGAUUUUGUAAAAAUAUUCUUAUUCAAAUUGUAUGUUACAACAUGAAUUACAAGCUGAUUAAAUAUCAACAGAGCAACAGAAAGAUAACUAGGUUUUAAUCUUCUUAAAAUAUCCAGCAAAUCCAGUAGACUUCUUAUAGAAUGUUAAAUCUCUUAGAUAAAAAUUCAUUCUGCCUCCUAACUGAAAACAGACACAUUAAAAAAUGAGACUUAAAGAUGGGAAAGAUGGGGGUGGAGAAGCUUGACCAGUAUAGACUGAAAAUUAAUGGAGAUACAAUAAAAAGGGGUUUGGGGGUACAUGGCUGGCUCAGUUGGUGGCACAUGAAACUCUUGAUCUCGGAGUUGUGACUGUGAGCCCAACAUUGGUUGUGGAGAUUACUUUAAAGUCUUUAAAAAAAAAAAAAAGAAGUGUUUUUAUACCCAUAAGAAACAUGAGUUAUUUUCAUAUAGUAUGGUACGAGUGAAUUGUUCGAUGUUCCGAAAUUCCAAAGAACGUGAUGCUUUUCACAGAUUCAGUGAGUUAUCUGCAAACUAGCAGAUUCUUGUAAUUUUCCCACAAUUAAUAGUGCAAGAAUUCAGUGAAUUAUAUGCUAAUAUUGACUAUAGCAUUUACUACCAAAAGAUUACUAAAUGUGUAUGUGUACAGAGUAUAAACAGUUUUACUGUGUUAAGGGAGAGUUAAACCUCUCAAAUAAUACAAAUGAAAUCAUUUGCAUGCAACUGCAUUUUUUUAAUGCACAUGGGUAAAUUAAAUUUUACUUUUUCAGUAUUGUUAUUUCAGAGACACUUUAUCUUCUUUUCUGAUUCUCACUUACUUUUCCAAUCUUCAGCAUUAAAUUUCUUAACCUACUCUUCUCCAUUUGUUACCUUUCUGUUGAGAUUGAAAAAAUCUGUAAAAUACUUAGCAGUAUUAAGGAAGUUCUUUAUUUCUAGGCAUUCUUAGGUGAAUUCCUAGGAAUUCAAGAGAGAUUUUAAUAAUUCAGAUGAAUAUCAGACACAUUCUCUGAUUUUUCUGUAACUCUGAGGUCUCUUGUUUCUUUAUCUGUAAACAAAAUACUUGAUUUCACCUUUUCCAGGAUGGAGGCUAGGAUAAAUAAACAAUUAUGAAGAAUUUACUUGGAGACCCUAAAAAAAGUAAUAGCGGUUUUUUUAUACCAAAGGAAACAUUUAAAAUAUUUUUCUCCAAAGUAAAUAGUUAAAUUUGCUUUAAAGGUUCACAUUUCUUUCCUGCCCCAUGACUUUGUUUCUCUUUAGAAGGGUAGUACAUAAUGGUGGAAUCUUCUUCUAGAUGGUAUGCAGUUAAAAGAACAAUCUAGAGAAAAACCAGAAGAAUUCAAAAAAUAUUCUAUCGGCUUUCUGCAGGCAGAUUCCAGGAAAAUUCAUUUUGGCAUAGGUAGAAUAGCCAACAGGAACUCUGACUCCUGUGUCCCCGAAUGAAGUUAGUGGAAAUGACUCUGCAGACCACAGAGAAAGAGCAAAAGAGUUUCUGUAUUCCUUUCUGGCUUAAGCAGUUCAGGACAACUUCACUGUACUAUUCCAGCCCCCAGUGAAAAAACGUUCCAUGCUAGCAUGUCAAUGACCUUAUGUUGAAAUGAAUCAACUUAGGGUAACAGAUAGAUAAAGACCCACAAAAAUGAGCGUAGCCUUUGGCCACUGUUUUUGCAUUCUCAGCUACAUCAAGUCUGAAUUUAACCCCAGUGAUUCAUUUCAGCCAUGAGGACUGACAAGGGAUGUACAUAUAUCCACAGGCAUGUACACACAUGCAUAUGAACACACACACACAGACUUCAGUUGAGGCACGGAGCACCCACAGCUAACAUAAUUCAAUCAGAAUCAAGAGUUGCCUCUAACAAACAUGGUACCCUUCCAUCUUAGGAAGCUCGAGUCAACUUAUUUUCUAAAGUACUUUUUUGCUUAUUGAAAUCCUAAUGGAAAAACCAUUAUAGCAGCCAUUUUGAAAUGUGCGAAUUACAUAAACUGUAUGUUUUGCUUCCAUUACUAAAAAGCAAUUAAUGGAUCUUGGCUUUUAUUCCUGUUCUUCUGGAUCAUGCAUGUUAGAUAACCUAUGGAACUGAAAACAAGUGAUCACUUAAGCCCAAAUGUCUGUGAGCAUAAACUGUGUCUUUCUUCAAAAGGUAUGUGGUACUGUAUUCCAGUAGACCAGUCAUCUCCAUGAUAUUGUUACUGUUUCUUAGUCGUGCUUUCUUAAAGAUUUGUUAGGGGUUGUGCUUUGUUUGGAAACUUUGCAAUUAGAAGAAAAAAUAAAAAUUAAGAACCAGUAUUUAAUUCAACCUGGAUAUUUUGAAAAAGAAAUUUAGAGGAUGUGAUGGACUGUUUAUGCAUUAAAUAAAAUUUAUUUAUCCUCAA
This is a messenger RNA of Lutra lutra (Eurasian river otter), 12430 nucleotides long. It is a transcript of the gene MYPN, whose product is annotated as myopalladin. Gene Ontology annotation, molecular function: axon guidance receptor activity. The record is from RefSeq and is a predicted model, not a curated record. Gene Ontology annotation, biological process: synapse organization; homophilic cell-cell adhesion. Gene Ontology annotation, cellular component: plasma membrane; axon; neuronal cell body. Lineage: Eukaryota; Metazoa; Chordata; Mammalia; Carnivora; Mustelidae. The transcript is spliced from 20 exons. Bases 279 to 4241 code for a protein of 1320 amino acids.